Molecule: messenger RNA, 22781 nt
Organism: Schistosoma intercalatum
Lineage: Eukaryota; Metazoa; Platyhelminthes; Trematoda; Strigeidida; Schistosomatidae
Source: the annotation of a GenBank genome assembly
AUGUCAGACAAGAUUGAUAAUCUGCGUUGCUUUUCUCAACCGCUUAUCCAUUUAAAUGGGACAAACAACGUGACGCCAGUAUCACUGCCAACUCUCAGUUUAUUAAACGACUAUUCCCGAAACAGUGUUAACUUCGAUAAAGUUCAUCUUUCUCUUAGCGUACUAAGAUUGGACCCUGCAGACCGCGCAGUAAUAAAAAUCGCAGAUGAACGUGAUGCAAUACAAAAGAAAGCCUUCACCAAUUGGGUUAAUCAACAUUUGGUUAAGCGUAAUUGUUGGGUUCAAGAUUUAUUUUUGGAUUUACGUAAUGGUUACUUACUAGUACGUUUAUUGGAGUGUUUAACGAAUGAAGUAUUGGGGCUUGAAUACAUUGAAAGUCGUGUCCAUUGGAUACAAAAUAUUCAACGUGUAUUAGAUUUUCUUCGAUAUCGUGGGAUUCGCAUAGUAAAUAUUCGUGCAGAUGAAAUCGUCGAUGGUAAUCCCAAGUUAACAUUAGGCCUUAUUUGGAUUAUAAUUUUACAUUUUCAAUUGGCAGAAUUGAUUGAAAAUCAGACAAAAUUACAAUCGGAUCUUCGUGUUAAUUUAUCCAUGGAUAAUGCGGCUAAACAAACAUUACUUAGUUGGUGUCGAGCAGUCACAGCGAAUUAUCCAGGUGUAUAUAUAAAAGAUUUUACUGAAUCGUGGAAAGAUGGUCGCGCAUUCCUUGCCUUGAUUCAUCGUUAUAGACCGGAUUUAAUUGAUUUUCGUCAAGUUGAUCGUCAAUCUGCCCGUGAAAAUCUUGAUUUAACAUUUGACUUAGCUGAACGUGAACUUGAAGUUACUCGUUUAUUUGAUUCAGAUGAUAUUGCAAAAACAACUGAUGAACGAUCGAUUAUAACUUAUGUAGCCUCAAUUUAUGAUAAACUAGUAUGUAAUUCAUCAAAACAUUCAUUAUAUCCAGUACCAAUUGUACCACCUAUGCCUUCUUUAUAUCAUGAUCAAAAUUCUACUAGUAGACCAAUUGAUUCAACUUUUCAACUUCUUAGUGCUUCUAAUCAACUUUCAGAUGAAUUAAAAUCACUUUGGUCAGAUUAUCGUAUUUUAGGUAGUGAUCUAAUACAAUGGUUAAGAUCAACUACUGAUCGUAUGGCUAAUCGUCAUUUUCCAUCAGACUUAAAAUCAAUGCAAGAACGUGUUAUGGAUGAAAUACGACGGCAUAGACGUGAUGAACGACCAAGAAGAGAAAGAGAACGUCAACAAUUAGUUCGUAUGUAUGAAGAAUUAAAGCCAUCUUUUGAACGUGGUUUACUACCAAUUGAUUUAUUCCUUCGAAUUGAACAAAUUCACCGAUUAUGGGAUGAAUAUGAUAUUGCUUUACAAGAACGUGAAUUGGCUGCAAGAAAUGAAACUCAUCGUUUAGAUCGUUUACAAUGGGCUGGUAAUCGAGCUCUACGUGAUUGCAUUCAAGUCCAAGCACAGUUGACUGCCUUAGAACGGCGAGUUGUUGAGUUGAAAUCUGAACUACCUGGUCAGCAUGUAUUCGAUACUAAUAAUGAAAUAAGACGUUGGUGUGAUCAACUUACGCAAAUUGAAGCUAAAAUCAAUGGAUUAUUCAAUCAAGUACAACAUUUACGCACUGGACGAUAUAUACAAACAGAACAAAUUUAUAGAAAUGUUUGUACAUUACACCAGAAAUUCUUAGAUCUUCAACGUUUAUAUCGAGAAUUUACAUCUUCUUCAACGGUAUUAUCACCACUCAGUGUCGUCUCUGGUUCUGUUUGUUCAACAUCUAUGACCAUAUCGAGUCACUCUACAUUCACAUCUCUUAAAAAUGGUACCAUUUUGGAAAACACUCACCUUAUUCAAGGUAAAUUAAUUAGUCCAAUCGAACAAUGCUUACAAUGGAUUAUGGAACAUUCUCACACUGUACAAACUGCAUCCUAUGGAGCAAAUCGAAAAUCCGUAGAAGAAGCUACUAGGCGUCAUGAACAAUUUCAUCGAGAAGUGUUGAACUUUAAGAACGAAAUCGAUCGAUGCAAAGCUAAUCAACAAAAGCUUCCGACACGAUCAAAAGAAGAGAAACAAGUUCUUAAUGAAUCACUUCAAAUACUUGAACAAAAUUAUCAACAAUUAAUGGAAGCUUCAUUAAAACGUCGAAAUAUGUCGAAGUCAUUAUUGGAAUUUGUAGAACGUGCCCAUAAUGAAUUAAUUUGGCUAAGGGAACAUGAAUCAUUCGAGGUGACUCGAGAUUGGACUGAAAUUUAUCAUAAUGAACUAGAUCGUAUUCGAAUUGAUUUUCAAAAACUUAUGCAUGAGAUACAUGAAAAAGAAAUUGUCUACAGUGAACUCAGUGUAUUAGGCUCAUCUAUCCAAUUGGAAAAUUAUGAUGUAACUGAUCUUGUACAGACUUAUCUAAAUGCUUUGGAACGUCAUUGGGCUUGGUUAUUACAAUUAACCUAUUGUUUUGAAGCACAUAUUGAACAGAGUGCACGAUUUCAAAGUUUUUUCAAUGAUGUUGAACAAUGUGAAUUAUUACUAACUACAUCAUUAGAAGAAUUACGUUCUCUUUAUGAAUCAACGUUAAAUGCAACAACAACUGAACAAGGUGAAACUCUUCUCAAACAAUUACAAGAACUUCAUACUCGUGUAAUUGGUCAAGAGUCAUUUAUAUUUCAAUUAGUAGACAUAAGUCAAGAAAUUAUCCCACCAAUACCAAGUCACGUGGAUGCACGAGACAGUUCAACAACUUUGAUUGGUCGACGUAUACGUGUUCUAUGCUCAUUCCAACCGAAAGAUUAUUUCUCCGAUAAUCAAUCCUAUUCCGGUGAUGUAUCAAUCGUUAAUUCCGCCAAUACAAGUCAUUUAUCGAUUGCAAACGCAAGUAUUAGUAGUAUUAUAGAGCCAACAUUUUGGCCAGUCGGCAACAAUACAGGUUAUUUUGAUAAAGGUGAUUUUUUCAUAAUAUUGGAAAAUCCAGAAAAUCAUAAGCUUCAGGUUCGUACAGCUAAUGGAUCUACACUAACUGUUCCUUUGGCAUGUUUUCUGCCUUGUUGGCCUAGUAGCGAAGCAAUGGAUCGAGCUAAACGUAUUAUUACAACUUUACAACAUUUUAAAACAUGUUGGUCUGAAUUGAAUUUACGAAUACAUGGACAUUUAUUAACUGUAACAAUGUCUAAAUUUAUUGAUGGUGCACCACUUCAGUAUAAUAUCCCACAACAAAUGGAUAUACGAAAAGUAAUUUAUCGUGAUGCUGAACGUUAUUAUUUAGAAUUGCAACUAGCUAAUGUACCAGCGACAGAAGUGGAGAAAUUCAAGCAACGUUUUCUAGAUUUUCAAAAUAGUUGCAUUAAACAGGUGAAUGGUGUUCAAACUACUGAUGACAAGACUGGUAAUGAAGGUUUAUUGACCAAAUCAUCAGAAAUUUAUUCAGUUAUCGAUGAACUAAGAACAGUGUUGAAUACGUUGACAGUACGUCUUAGGGAGUCGAAUUCAAUACCCUUACCAGGUAGAUCAAUAGAUAUGGAAGUUCGUAUUAAAGAUCACAAGGAAUGGUCUCAUGCUUUAGCUCGUGUUCGUGCUCAAUGUACAGGAUUAGAAGAACAUAUCAAUAGUCAGUUACAAUCACGAUCAUUGAAUGAACAAGAUACACUGUUGAGUACAAGUCUUUAUGCUCUACAUAGAGCAGCUAGUGAACUAGCACUAACUGGUCAUGAAUUUUCUUGUCGAUUAGCUGAUGCUGACGCAUGGAUCGCCCGUUUAGAACAAACUGAUCAAACACUAACGGAUUGUGAAUUAUGUCUACUAGGUUGUGCAGUACGUGUACAUGGCCUAUUACAACUUGAUGAUUUGAAUAGUUCAACUGAUCCAGAUGGUCUUCGUGUUACAGUGGUGGAAAGAGCUCAUCGAGAUUUAAAGUCGGUAGCUGAGCGUCUUCCUCAAGUUCGAACUGAUCUAGAUUUACUUAGUCAACAAUUAACCAGAUUUAUGGUUUCCAAUGAAGCAUUUAAUGAAACGCUCCAGUAUGAUACUGCUAACCUAUGUGAAAAUUCAAACCUGUUAAAGAUGCAUUUAUCACCUUGUACUGAUAAUCAUUAUUUAGAAUCAAAUCUUGCUUGUUCUGAACAUCGUCUAGCUGAAGCAACUAAAGAAGUUGAACAAGAACUCAAAUCAUUUGGUGAAUCACUGGUCUGUUUCUCAAACUAUCAAAAGUUAUCCAGUCAACUUAUUGUGUGGUCAAGUGAAUUCUCUUCUCGUAUGCGAUUAUUUGGCGAAAUGACUCAGUCUUUAGGAUUAAAAUCAUCCGAUACAAAUAUGAUUACUGUACAAAACCCUAGUUUAUUAAAAGAAAUUCUUAAACAGUCUGAUGAUUUACUAACAGAUUUGCAAGUUAAUUCAGAUGUUAUGGAACAAUUGAAUAAAGAAGUAGCUCAUUUAAUAUCUUCAUUAACUAAUUAUGCGCAACAUACUCAAAAUUACCGUGAAUUAGUUGAGAGUGUGUUUCAGAAAGCUGGUGGUUCACGAGAUUAUCAAUGGUCACCAGGAUAUGGUUUAUUCGAUAUGGGUAGAGUAUUACAAACAACUGAUCAGCUGAAUGAACAAUUUAAUACCCAUUCUCGUCGUAUAUAUGAUAUAGUGAAUUGUUUAAAUCGGCUUCUGCGAUCCGAAGAACCUAUCUCUAUGAAUUUAUCUGGUCCAAUUUUUGUAAAGCCUUAUCGUGAACUCUACGUAGGUAGAUGGCCAAAUGAAUUAAACAAUUGUUUAAAGGAAACUCAAUCGUCUUUUUCUCCCUUGGUAUCACGAUCAAAGUAUCAAGAAAAUGGAAAAGAUCACACAUUACCAUUAAAAGUUGCAAAUAAUUCAAAAGAUAAAAACCAUUCAGAUUUAUCGUAUUUUAAUCAACUAAUCGGGGAAAAGGGACUCCAAUAUAGUGUAUAUCUUAAUGAUGUGCGAAGUCAACCAGUGUGUUUACUCCCAACUGGUUGGGAAGCAGCUACAUUGACUACAAUAUCCAAAGCACGUGAAUUAUAUGGACCAAAAAUUUUUCCAACUACUGGUGCAUGGUUUGUGACUAAUUUAGCUGGUGAGAAUGAAACAUAUGGACUCGGUGAAACUAUUUGCUUAGGAGAUGCACUACGAUGUGGAUUAAUUGAUUUAGUUGGGCAUAACUGUCAUCAAAAUCGAAGUUCACUUGCCAUUUCCUGGUCUGAAGCUAUUGAUCGUGGCUGGUUAACUGCCUAUACUAUUCAGGCUUUAAAUAGAAAUAUAAAAAUUGGUGAUUAUAGUGCAUCUGUAACAGAUUUUCUGACUAGUCCUUCGCGUAACCCUGUCGAUCGUCAUAUCGACCCAAAGACUGGUGUAGUCAUGCCAUAUGGCAAAAAAAUUAUUGAUUUAUACUCAGAUGGAUUCAUAAAUGAGGCAGAUUUUCAUCAUUUAGCUUCUAUUCUAUCUAGUGGCAUUUGUGUAGAAUUUCGAGAUUGUCACUUGACAUGGUAUGAAGCUUUAAGCAUUGGUCAAGCAGAUAUAUCUUGGAAACCUUGUCUAUCUGAUUGGUUAGCUGCUGGUGCGUACAAUCCAAAUACACGACGUUUACGUGUCAGUUUACUAAAGUCUGGAAAAGUUAAUAGCAAAAGUAAAGCAUCGAAUAAUUCAUUAGUGUUUACUGAAAAUGAGUUAACAAUCAGAGAUGCAAUUAAAAAUGGACUUUUAGACAAUACUGUCCCAGAAGUCAUUCUACCUGUUGAAAACCAAGUGGGUGACUACCAUGCUACCUCUUAUCGACGUGUCAGUCUGUCUGAAGCUGUUCAAAUAGGUCUUGUUGAUGAUGUAUCUGGUUAUUGGCUCGGACCAAGUUCAUCUUCUAGUCGAACGAAGGUUGGUGUGGAAGUGGCUCAAGCUGCUGGCUUAUUAACUAAAGCUCCUUGUCUAGCUGAAAUUGUUUUAUCUGGUCUAAUAUCGUUUACUGCUCCGAACAUGAGUGAAAAACAUCCUAGAAACAAUGUGGGUAUUCUUGAUGCCCACACUGGUCAAUACGUAUUGUUUCCAGAAGCAAUUAAACGUGGAAUGAUAGUUGGAAAUCAACCAGCCAUAAUUCUUAUGCAAUCCCAUUCCAAUCAAGUAUUGACUUUAGUCGAAGCUCUGAAUACAAACUUAAUCACGCCGUCCGGAUUUAUAAUUUUGGAAAAUAAACCUAUGAAUUUGUGGGAUGCAGUUAACAAUAAUUAUAUUCGACUUAUAUAUACUAAAUCGUAUCCGCCGCCUGUAGGUUUAUUACUGGCUGCUAAGGAAUCAAAUCAGACGCAUCGUCAACAUCCUAUAUUACAAGCUAUUCGUACAGGACUAAUUGAUUCAUCGAAAGAGGAGAUUAUUCUUUCUAGCACAGACCCACGUCAACACGGUUCAAGCUCUUCGCAACAACGUAUCUCUUUAAGAAAAUCAGCUAAGCAUUCAGGAUUGUGUGACUUACACUCUAUACAGUUAUUAACUCAUGGAUGUGGAUUAUUCAAUGAAGAUGGUCGUGAGCUAACUGGUUUGGAAGCACUUAACUCUGGUUGGUUAAAACCAUGUGAAGAUUUUCAACUAGGUUCAACUAUAACAUAUGGACAAAUAACAGAUCCUGUUAGUGGGUCGUCUAUAAUAUUGUCGCCAAAUAUGAAGACAAUGAAAAAUAUUGAUAUAUCACCAGUUGGGGCUCAAUUACUGUUAGGCUUAUCUAUCAAUCGUCCUUCUUUGGCUUAUUUAAUUAAUCAACGUUUUAUAACACGUUUAGCAUGGCUUGGUCCAGGUUUACAUAAUGAUAAUUUAAUAAAUAAAACACUGAAUGAUUCAUGGUUCACACAUAGCUGUCGGUCUGAUGAUAUAUUAGCUGUUAUAGAUCCAAUUAGUAGACGUAAGAUCACACAAUCAGAAGCGAUUCGCCGUCAUCUACUAGACAUGGAGACUGGUACAUUUCGAGAUCCUGUUCAUAAUCAAAUCUAUCCAAUUAGUGAAGCAAUAGAAAAAGGACAUAUUUUAGUGAAAGAAAAAUCUCUUAUGGGUAACACGUCAUCCGUACCCCACUCACUUCAUUCAGAAGUAAAUGAAUCAGUCGAAAUGGUUUCUGUCAAGGAGACUCGUCUAUAUAAGAUUUUAAAUGUUCUGGACCCUCGUACCGGCACUCGGAUUGAUCCAAACGAAGCUGCUAAGAAAGGUCUUAUCAAUUUGAAAUCUUUCACAUACCAUGGUGUACAACCAAGUAUUCCAAUUGAAUCAGCACAACAAUUAGGUUAUAUAUCAAUUUACGGCAAUAAUUAUGAAGCCUCUCAUGAUAGUCUUAUGGUAGAUUCUACAGAUAAGUUAUCAUAUACUUUAGCUCAAUUAUUUAAUAAUGGUCAACUAGUUAAACAGUCCGGAUCGAAAUGUGUUAUCAAAGUCCCAGGAUACACAGAUCCAAUGUCUUUAAAUGCAGCUAUUACAUUGGGUUUAGUUAAUGUUGAACAUUCAAUAGUGAAAGAAUUUAACACAGAAAAAUUGUAUUCAUUGGAUGAAGCUAUUUUAGUUGGUUUAAUAAAUGAUCAUAAAGGUCUUUUAUUGUAUAAAAAUAAGUGGAUUCCAUUGACUGAUGCUAUAAAUCGAGGUUUGAUAGCUGAUAAAAAAUUACCAACAGAAAUACCGACUUUUGAAGAAGCUCUCGAGAAAGGAUUAAUUGAUCCAGCCUCAAAUACUUUUCAUCAAUCAGACAACAAUAGUAAUUCUAAUCGGUCGUAUUCUAUAAAUGUUCAUGAUGCUAUUAAACAAGGAUUAUUGAAACCUCCGGCUACUGAAACUUUUGGAAAUCUCAAUAGUUUACCAAAUAAAGGAUAUACUCAUAGUAUGGAUUCCUUAUUAGCUAUUAAAAGACGAAGUGCAAAAGAUUCCAAUUAUACUGCUGAACUACGCAAUAACACAUUACCUCCUAUCAUACCAUCUGGCCAUUUAUUAAGUAAUGGAAACGAUUUUAUUGCUAACAGUGGUCGUACUGAAUCAAAAUUGAUCAAAUUCUUAGAUUGUCAUGGUGUUGGACGACUACGUGGUAAAUCAUCUCAUUGUAAUUUACGCUCAAAAUCUACAGUAAACGAUGGAGAUGAAUAUACUAUUCGUAAAAAACCUAGAGUUAAAAGUUGUGAUAUACCUAAACUGAAAGAACGUAACUGUGUACUUUAUGCUUUCUAUUACCUACAUGAUGAUGUACGUGUUGAAGCCUCUAUCACCGAUACAAUGGUUCGUGAAGGUCGUGUUGACGUGCAUAGAAAAACUAUUUGUGAUCCAAUCAGUGGACAAUUCUACCCUAUUCCAGAAGCAUUAACAAAAGGUUUUGUUUUCGGUAUUGUUUUUACUCAAGCUGAACAACAUUCGGAAAAUGAUCAGCGAACAUCUAAUUCUUUAUAUUGGUUGGAAGUAUUUCAUUAUCGCCAUGAUAUAUAUCGCUUAGAAAGAGUGUUUGAUCCUUAUUUGAAUAGUUUAGUUUCAGUAUCUGAUGCAAUUGGGACUGGUAUUAUUGAUCCUAUCCAUUGUUCAUAUACUCAUCCGGUAAGCGGAAAUUUAUAUUCAGUCGAAGAAGCUUUGUAUCAAGGUUGGAUACAAGCAUUGCCUGUUGGUAAUCCACCACCAUUUGAUUUAAUCGGCAGUUCAUUUGAUCAUGUUCAUGUACGUACAGUUGAAGAAACUACCACUUUUACAAGAUCUGUACAUACUAUACUUCGUAGUAAACAACUUCAAAAUAAUAUAAAUAAAGAAAUCUGUUCACCUGAUCAAAAAUCUAUGCAUAUUUCACCACAGACGACAUUAAAUGUACAACGUCAAAUACAAUGUAAAACACCACCAAGUUAUCGACCUACUCAUCGGAUACUGACAGAUUCUUCUAUUAGAUAUAAACUGAAAUCAGACAAUCAGAUUACACCAUCUGAAAUUAAUCACAAUAUAAAAAGUGAGAAAUCUGAAGUUUCGACAUAUUCACAUCCUAAUGAACAACACUAUAGUGAUCGUAAACAAGAGGUGAAUAAAACUGCUAAGUCUGCAGAAUCAGAAACUACCAGAAAGCUUAUAUCUCAGCUUUCUACUGCUUUGGAUGAAGAAACAUCAUGGAUAACUGGUUUAGAAUUAAAACUUUUACAAAUGGGGAAUUUGACUUUAGACGAUAAUUUAAACCGCCACCUCCUGGAUGAUCACCAAGAAAUUUUAAAUAAGAUUCGUACUCGUCAAUCUUCAAGUCGAUCUGUAUUAUUUCAAGCUGAACAAGCUAUUGAAACUUUACGUCAUACUAACCAACCAGAAUCUAUCUGGAAACAAUUAGAAGUAAAAUGUCAAGAACUGCGAACACGUUUAGAAGAUCUACAAACUGAAGCUGAGGGUCGAGUUCGAAUUUUACUUCAUAGUUUAGAUUCAUUAGAACAUCUUACUUAUAAAUUACAAAGUCUUCGUAAUCUAUUAGAAAACCUAGAUUCUGUUUUACUUGUUAACACACCAUCCGUAAAUACUACUACUACUACUACUACAAUUGGAGAAAAUCAACUGUCAAAUAAACUAAAUACAAUUAAUCAUCCAGAUGAAAUAGAUUCAUGUAUUUUACGAAUAAAAGCAGCUUUAAGUGAAUCAAAUUCAUCGCAUAAUAACGUUAUUAGUACAUUGCCAAGUGUAAAACAAAAAUUCAUUGCAUCUGUUAAUCGUUACGCUGAUAGUAAGAAAACAUACAAUAUCAAAUUGAAUCAUUUCACUGGCUUAAAUUGUAAACAAUAUGAAGAUAAAAUUCAAAGAAAUAAUAUAGAAUUAGAAGAUAGAAUAGAAUAUACAGUAAAAGAAGCAAAUAAUCGUCUUUUACAUUUAAUUGGUCGUUUAGAAAUUCAAUCAACAUAUCUUACAGAAAUUAAUAUUCUAUAUAAACAAUAUGAAAAACAUUUAUCUGAAUCAAUUCAUCAAUUAGAUAAAACUAAAUUACAAUUGAAUAUAAUACAAAAAAGUCUUCUUCGAUCUGAUGAAUUAAAUACUUUAACAAUGAAUAAAAUUAAAAAACUUAGUCAAGAACGAUUAACUAAAUUAUAUACAUUACAAGGUGAUCUUAAUAAAACUGAAAAUGAUCUAAAAAAUCUGAAAUCUGUUGAAUUAGAUUUAAUUGAAAAGAAAUUUACUGAAGCUAAUCUAAUUACAAAUAAUUCAAUGAAUGCAAUGAAUCAACCAUUAGAUAAUGCUUUAAAUUAUCAAAAACAAUUAAUUGAUCAAUGUGAAAAAUUACAAAAACAAUUUAUGAAAUAUUUAUUAACCAAUCAAACAACACAAGAAUGUUUAAAUGAAUUUUUAAAUCAAACAAAUCGAAUUGGUGAUCAAUUAUCUAAUGAUUAUAUUGAUCAUAAAAUGGAUGAGAUUAAAAAACAAUCAAUUGAAUUUCCUUUAGAUAUGAAUAAAUUAAAUGAAACUUUAGCACAAAUCAAUUCUAUCCAAUCAGCUUCACAAAUAUUAAGAAAUCGUUUAAAUCAAACAAUAGAACAAAUUAAAACAAUUGAUCCUAAUAAAUUACGAUUAACACAAUCCGAAUUGAAACAAACUGAUAUUUUAGAUAAUCGACUUGAAACUUUGAAGGAUGAUGUUAUUUCACGAAUUUCACAAUUGGAUACAUUGCAAAAUCAGUUGACACAGUAUGAUAAUGAUAUUAAUGAAUUUAAUAUAUGGCUUGAUGAACUUGGAAAUCAGUUAAAUUGUCAAACAACUGCUCAUCUACCAGAAAACUAUUUAAAGCACAAACUUCAGUCAAUUAAAAUGCUUAUACCAAAUCGUCAACUACAGUUAGAUAAUAUACAACAAUCUAUUAAUGCUUUAUUAACUAAACUUCCUGAAAGUGAUGAUCAUGGUAAAUUGAUGAAAGAAAAUAUGAAUAAAUUGAAUAAUCGUUGGUCACAAUUACUUCAUUUAAUAAAUACACGUGAAGAUGAUUUAAAAGCAAGAGAGUCAUUUAAUAAUUCCUAUGCACAAGCACGUAAUCAAGUACAAGAAAUGUUGUUAACUGCCGAUGGAUGUUUAACUACUUUAUCAUCACCUAUCAGUUUAAAUUUGAAUUCGGUAAAACAACAAAUGGACAAAUUAAAUGAAUUAUAUUCACUCCGAGAGACAAUCAAACAACAUUUAGAUGAAGUGGACCAAUUAGGUUCUGCUUAUGAUACUUUAUUACAUACAUCAAGUGGAAUUGAUAAGAAUUUCGGACGUGGAACAACUUCAUCAAAUGAUGCUCAUAUUUCUGCUUCUUCAGCAGUACCACGUGUAUCCACUUCUGUUGCCUAUAAACAAUCAAAAGACAAUAAAUUAAUGAAUGUAUUAAGUCCAAUGGCUAGCAGUGGAUCAAGUGGCAUCUCCAGUGCCGAUCCUAUGUGUAAUCUACAUGAAAUUAAUGAAGUCAAUCGUGAAUUAGAUGAGCUACACGAACGUUAUGAUCAAUUAGGUAAUUGUUUAAAUGAACGCCGAAAUGAAUUUAAAUCUUUGAUAAUAAAUUUAAAUAAUUUUGAAGAGAAACGUUUAGAAUUAAUAAAUUGGCUUGGUGAUUAUGUAAAAACAGUGAAUAAUGUUAAUAGAAAUAUUUCUACUGUACAAUCUGUAAAUCAAGCUGUUAAUGAAUUAAAAAAAUAUCGUGCUCAGCUCAAUGAACAAAUACCAAAACUUGAAAUUGUUCGUCAAAGUUUUACACAAGUUUUACACAAUCGUGAUCAUAUGCCAGGUGCUGUAGAAUUAAGAAAUUCAAUGCAUUCUCUUGAACAACAGUGGAAUGAAGCGGUUGUAUUAAAUGAUAAAUCACAGCAAGAUUUAAACAAGUUACAACGUGAUUUAAACGAAUUCCAUAAACUUGAUAUUGAUCUCACACGAAAACUUCAACAAAAAGCUAAUCGAAUACAUAAUGUACAUGACAAAUGCCUUGCAGAUAAUACCAUGGGAAGUGAAAGUCAUCUGAAUCAAAUUUCAACACUUCGUCAAGAAUUGGACAGUGUUGUUCCAGAAUUAAAUAAAUUUAAUCAUUUAGUACAAAAUUUCAAAAAUUUAAUUCCUGAAUCUUUAAUAAAUCAAUUAGACUUCAAUUCUACAAAUGAACGUGUUCGAAAUGAUUUCAAUCAAUUAGUAAACGAAUUGUCAAAAUGGGAAAGUGAAACAAUGAGUAAAAUUGAACCUAAAACUAAUUAUGAACAAUUAGUGAAACAAUUAGAUUCACAAUUGAAAACAAUUAAAACAAAAAUGGAAUGCAGUCCAGUGAAAGAACCUGUUGAGAAAACAAAUAAUUUGAAUGAGAUAAAUAAGAAAAUUGAAGAAAUAAAACCAGUUUUAGAAAAAGCUGAACAAUUAUGUACACAAUUAUGUGAACAUUCUAUAAAUCCAACAGAUCAGUGCAAUAUGAAAGCGAAACUUUCAGACCUUCAACAUUCAUAUGGUCAAUUAGUAAAUGAAUAUCAUAAACGUGAAAAUGGGAAGACUGAACAUUCACCAUCAUUGCCCAGCAAAUCUGAAUUGAGUCCAAUAAAUAAACUAGAUGAAUUAAAUCAAUGGGUAUCGGUGAAGAACAAACAAUUACAGAAUAUAUCUCAUGAUCUGUUAAGUUCCAGUGUAUCACAUACAAAUAUACCAGAGACAAAGCAAAUUGAAAGUGAUUUACAAAACUUAGAAUCUAUGUCAGAAGAAUUAAAAGUUAAACAAAGAGAAUUACAAGAUUUAAAAGAAAAUAAUAAGUUAAAUUCAUCGUCACUUCCAAUGGAUUCUAAAACUAUAGAUUUAUGCAUAAAUCAAAUGAAUUUAUUACAAAACGCUGUGACAGCACAACAGCACCAAUUAAAAUCAAGAACCAAUAAGGAAUUUCUCUUAUCUGACCAGUUGGAACAAUUAGAAGUAUGGAUAACGAAUGAAGCAAUUCAAUUACUUAAUGAACCUAUAGCAAUAAAUGGGAAGUAUUUAGAUGAAAAACCGAUUCCGCUAACAAAUCAACAACAAACAUUACAAAAUCGUAUGCAAUCUAUUUAUAAUAAACAGAAAGAAUUAAAUUCAUUAAAAGAAAAAUUGAGUCAUAUUAAAACUUAUAAUGAUCAACCAAAUAUAUUAACAGAAGAUCAACAAAAUAAAUUACAGAUCCGUACAAAUGGUUUACAAAAUAAACUUAAUAAAUUGGAGAAUGAUGUAAAAUUAAAACUUUCUCAUAUUGAUGAUAUUCAAAAGGCUUAUUCAGCGGCACAAAAUUCACUGGAUACUUACAAACAUUCAUGUGAUGAUCUAGAGACUCGUUGGUUAAAUCUACAACAAGUUUUAUCUACUAUCGAAGUAAAAGAUCUCCUCAAAUCAUCAUCUUCAUCACCAAUAUCAUCAUCUCCACCAUCUUCACCAUCCAUUACAAAACCAUCAAAUCAAAUCAAACAAAUACGUGAUCAAAUGAUUGAAUUACAAAGUGAAUUAUUAGAAUUAACUAAUCAUUCACCAAAAUAUUUCGAUUCAAAGGAUCAUUCAUCUAAUAUCAAUUUAGUUCAUCAAUUAAAUCAAUUAGAAUUAUUAAUUCAAUCAUAUGGUGAUAAAAAAUCACAACAAUCAAUGCAAAAACUUUUUGAUGAAUUACAAUUAACAACGAAACGAUUAGAAACUAUUGAACAAGCAUUAGAAAUGAAUUUUGAAAUGUUUCAAAUAAAAGAUAUGGAUCCAUUUUCAAUACAUUUUAUUAAAAAAUUAAAUUAUAUUUAUAUGGAAUUACAAAAUAUCCAAUUGAAUAUUAAUGAAAAUCAAAAAAUAAUUCAUUUAAAUUCAGAGACAACACAACACAAAAUUGAAUAUUUUCAAGAAUUGUUAAAACAGCUUAAUGACUGCAAGCAAAAUGUGAAUGAUGGACGUUCUGAAUUAGCUGAUAAAAUGGUAUCAUUGCCAGAUGAAAGGAAACUUAGUCCAAUUUACUCAAAUUUCUUAACAACCCUGAAUCAAUAUGACACGCAGUGUAAUAAUAUGUCGAAACAAAUAGAUCAUAUUAUUAGCGCAUUAAAUAAUCGCGUUAAACAAACAGAACAAAUGGCAACACUUCGUCAAAAUAUUAACAGUUCAUUGAAAAAAGUUAGAGAAUCUCGUCAACUACCUUUAAAUGAACAAUAUCUUCAAAACGAAUUAGAUGUAUUAGAUUCGAAUAUGAAAUCGUUGAAAGAACUAAGUGAAGAGCUGUGUAAAUCACCAAAUGAUUCAUCUGACAAACAGAUUAGUUCACAUCAAUUAGAAUAUGAAAUAAAAACAUUAGAGAAUGUAAUACAUGAAGAAUUAGCCAAUUCAAAAUCUGUUAUAUCACCUGAAAAACAAGCUGAACGACUGAUAUCACAUUUACGUGAUACUCUAGUUGAGGUUCAACAUGAUCUUCAUAUACUUUCAAAUCAAUUAUCAUCAUCAUCAUCAUCUAAUCAAGAAAUGAUUACAUCAAUAAUCGAUGAUUAUCAUACAUUAAAUAGUCGUAUAUUAGCAAGAUUAGAUCAUUUUGAACAAUUAGAUCAAUUAAUUCAAUCUAUACAAAAUAAAUUAAUUCAUAAUAGAUUAAAUAAUGAAAAACAAUUAAUUAAAAAUGAUUAUAAUUAUGUUUAUAAAGAAAUACAAUUUAAUUUAAAUAAAUUUCAUUUAUUUAAUGAAAAUGAAAAAUUAUUUAAUGAAAAAAUAUAUCAAAUAUUAAAUUGGUUAAAACAAAAACAAAUUUGUUUAAAUGAAUCCAUACAAAUAACGAAUACAACAAUAGGUAAUACAACAAUUUUAAUCGAUUUAAAUGAAAAAUUAAAACAAUUAAAAAGUUUAUCAGAAGACAUUGAAAAUUAUCACACAACUAUUGAAGAGAUUAAAUUAAGCGGUGAACAGUUAUGUGAAUCAGGUAGAUUUCUUGUAAAUGAAGAUUCUAUACAAAAUCGAUUAGUAAAUCUAAGUGAUAUUUAUGAAGAACUUCAAUCAGAUACAAAACGAAAAUUGUUUAUUUUAGAAUCUGCUUUGCCUGUAGCGCAAUCUUUAACAUCCUCUGUGAAUACGCUUAGUUCACGUUUGCUUAAUGUUGAAUCACGGCUUAAUGGAUUACUAGAAAUCAAUACAAAAGACGUUUCUUCAGCCCAAUUAGAAAAGUCAUUGAUAGAUCAAUUAGAAUAUGAAAUGAUCAAUGGACUAGAACCACAAUAUCAACAAGUUCAUAGUCUUUGGAAUCAAUUAAAACAAAUAUGUAAACCUAUUGAUCUGUUUAUUAAUCCUUCAACAUUGACAACAACACAUUUCCCUAAUCAUUCAGAUGCUAGACUUGGACAUGUAGAACAAAUCGAUAAUGAAUUAAGACGAUUUGAUGAAUUCAAUGAAAAGCUUACCGAUUUAGCUAAAAUUGUUGGUAGCAAUCGUCAAAAAGCUAAACAAUUAAUGCAUAAAUUAGAAAUCAAAUCACAAUGGUUAGAUUUAGCGUUGAAACGUUUUGAUCCGAAAAUAUCCACUACACCAUCAUUAGAUUGGGAUAAUUAUUCUGAUGAAAAUCAUUUUAUAAUUAAUGAAUCAUUGGAAAAAAUGCCAACUAUACAUUCACUUGGUACUGAAUUUCCUUAUUUAGCUGUUCUACCAUAUCAACCUGUUAUGCUAGAUAAACUACAUGAAAGAAUAGAACAAUUUCAAGGGAAUUGGAAAAAAUAUCAAAUUGAUUUAACUCAAUUAUGCGAUCAAAUUCAUGAUAUAAUACAAUCAUCUGCAUUAUCAACAAGUUCUACUAAUCAGAAUAGUGCUAUAAAAGCAUCAUUAUCAUCAUCGCCUAUAAAAACAAACAAAUCUUUCGUAACAUUGACAACGGAUAAAUUUUAUCAUGAAUUAAGUGAUGCUGUGUCUAGUGUUUCAAAACAAAUGAUAACACUUGAUAAUCGGUUAAGUCAAACAGAAAUUAAAUUUGCUGAAGUUUAUCCAUUAGCUAAAUGUUUUACAACUGAUAUGUAUGAAUUUCAAAACUGGCUUCAACAUAUUGAAGAAGCAAAAAAUGAAAUCGCUGACAAUUUAUCAGAUUCCAGUGUUACAGUUGAUGAUUUAGGAGGUAAUCGUAAACGAAUUGAAAUGAUUAAGAAUUUAGAUAAUGAGAUUGAACGUCAAAAAUCUGUAUUGGAUAGAAUUUUAAGAACAAGUGGACCAUUAUUAUCUUUAAUUGCUCCAAAUGAAGCUAAUACUGUUCGUUUACAAGUUAAACAAAUCUGUGACCAUUAUGCUAAUUUACGUAAAUUGAUUAAAACUCGUGCAAUCAAGGCAGAAGCCAAUUUGAAACAAUCAGAUGAGUUUGUCGAGCAAUUAAAUUCAAUGUCAGACCUGUUUUCUGCUAUAUCAGAACAAGCUGUUAGACUAGGUGUUCCUCUGGAAGUAUCUGGUACAACUGUUAAACCGUCCAUAUUAUCUAACGUUCAAAAUGAAAGCUCAAAACAGUUACUUGACCAACAUCAUGCUUUAGAUAUGUUGGGCCGAAUACAUUCAAUGACAAGUGUUCAACCAGAUCAUUUACAAGAACAUAUUAGUGGAACAUCUGCUCUUAUGGAAGCAUUGGAAUGUCGUUUACCGGAACUGGAAGCACUUACUAUUAGUAUUCGUGCUCAAUUGGAGUCGAAACCAACUGUCAAAGAGUCGACUACCACACGUGAACCAGGAACAGUUGAAUUAAUUGAAUCGGUUGAUUUAGAAGCAGUUUUGAAAAAUGCUGAAAAACUUCAAACAGAUUGGAUACAAUUACAUAACAAAUUAAAUUCACGUGUAAUUACACUACAAUCAGCUUACAAAACAUCAUCAGAACAAUUUUGGCCAAUUACUUCAGAUCUAAGAAAUAGAUUAGAUAAAAUUAAAGAAUCAUUAAAUAUUAUCGGAUCAGGUUGUAGUUUAAAUGAUCCGUGUAUUCGACGUGAUCCACUUGAUUCAAAUAGUUAUAAAGAACAAUGUAAAGAUUUAUUUGAAUUAAGAGAAGAAUUGAAUGAUAUAAGUCAACAAUUGAAUGAAUCCUAUGAAGCUGGUCAGAAAUUGAUUAAUUUAAUUAAUGGACAAAUGACUGACAAUUCAAUACCAUCAUCGCUAUCACAAACAUCACUAAUGCCAACAAUAAUGACUGAUAGCUUUAUUUUAAGACGAGAUGAAGAACAAGCUAUACGUAAUGAAGUUGAUUAUGCUUUGCAUGGCUUAAAAGUAUCACAGGAACAUCUUGUUGAUAAAUGUGAAUGUUUAAUUAAACAACUCAAUGAACGUGAAUUAUGUGCCUCACAGUUUAAGUCUGAUUUAAUAAAUUUAAUAAAAUGGUUGACGGAGCAGGAAAGUGUAUGGGAUAAUUUUCAGCCUAUAUCAAAUAAUGUUGAUAUUGUUACGAAACAAUUAAAUGAAAUUGUUCAAUGGAAUGAUAAUUUAAUGAAUAAACAUUCCGAAGUAGAAGCAUUAAAUUGGUUAGCUGGAAAAUUGAUGUCUAAUACAGAUAAUGAACGUUUUACUUUGGAUGAUACAAGCGAUGACGGAACAUUUCCAGUACAAAAUACUACAUCAUUACAAUCUGAUCUAACUGUAGCUAAUCGACGAUGGGACAAUUUAUUAGAUUCCGGCAAUAGUAGACGUCAUCGUUUACAAACUGUUCUACUUGGUUUAGGUGAAUUUGAAAGUGCUAUUGAUGGAUUAAUUAAAUGGAUUGAUCAAAUGCAAACAGCUGUAGAUCAAAUACCUAUACGUCGGGCAAAUAUUCGAGGAUUAGAAGCUGAUUUAGCACGCAUUAAAGUAAUUCAUCACAAUAUUAACAGUCAUCAAUUAUCUGUUGUAAGAAUAGAAGAACAAGCAAGGAAAUUAGAACGUGCUGAUUGCAACAAAAUCGAUAAACCCUCUGGAGUAGAUACUGAUAAAGAUGUCAAAAGAAAAUCACAGACUUCAGAUUUUAAAACAUCAGAUAUCCGAGAUAAAAUUAUUCAAAUGAAUAAAGCAUGGGAACAUUUGAAACUGAGUGUACGCAAUAAACAAGCAGCAUUAGAAGAAGCAUUGAGUGAGACCUUUAAUUUUCAUGGUCAACUGGAUCAACUUAUACGUCGCACUCGACAGUUAAAAAGUCGAAUGCCCCCACCAGGUGCACGCAUUAUGGGUGGUUUACCAGAUAGUGCACGUGAACAGUUACGUCGCUUCAUGGAAGUUUAUGAUGAACUUGUAAAAAUUGGAUCAGAGCUUGAUGAACUGCGUCGAAAUUCAGCUGCAUUGUUAGUUAAUCAGUCAGCAGCAGAGUCAUGUAAUCAAUUAACUACUAAUCUUGAACGUUUCUCUGACCAUUAUGCUCAGUUGUUAAAACAUGCUCAAGAUAUUCGUGACCGUAUGGAAUUAGGUUUAAAACAAGUCGAAGAAUUACAUGAUCAUUUAUCACAAAUGAUGCAAUGGCUUACACAAAUGGAACGUACUAUACUACAACAGAAACCAGUCAGUCGUAUUGUAGCUCGCCUAUUUCAAUUAAUACGUGAUCACACUGAAUUACGUAAAGAAAUUACUGGACAUCGUGAUGCUUUAAUUAAUUUAGAUCGUUUAGCAAGUCAAAUACAAUGUCAAUCACAAAAACAAGAUGUAAUAUUGGUAAAAAAUCUUUUAUCUAGUAUUCAUACUAGAUGGGAGCAAUUAGUUUCACGUAGUGCAGAACGUACACGUCAACUUAACACUGGUCUGAAGGAGGCCAGUAACUUUCUGGACAACUGGACAUCGUUAACAGAUUGGUUAAAGGAAAACUUAGCUUCAUUGGAAGAAGAUGGUGAUCGUGUCGCUACAAGACCUGAGAAAGUCGCUUAUCAAUUAGCAUUACAUCGUGAAUUACAGCGAGCAUUAAGCACACGUACUGUGGCUUAUGAUGGAGUGCGUCGUUACGCUAGACAACUACGUGAUAGAGCACCAGUAUGUGAUCAUGAUGAAUUAGAUGAUAUGGUCAGUGAAUUAAAGCAUUUAUGGCAAGCAGUGUGUACGAAAGCCUUAGCGAGACAACGCACUUUAGAACAAGCUCUCUUGGCAGCUGGUCUUUAUAAAGAAGCAUUGGAAGCUUUACUUGAUUGGUUGAGUAAGAUUGAACCACAAUUAGCUGAACAACAAACUGGAAACUAUGGUGAUGUGGAUAUUGUUGAGCAAUUGUUAGAAUCUCAUAAUCGUUUCAAAGCUGAGCUGGAACAACGUGCCACAUCUGUGAAAUUAAUACAUCAAGCUGCCAGUGAUUUAAUGAAUAAAGCUUCAUCUACUACUGACUCUGGAGCUGGUUCAUCAGCUAGCAAUCAAGCUGAUGUGUUUGCUAUGCAAGCUCAAUUAAAUCAUUUAUCUAAAAUAUGGGAUCGUGUGCAGAAUUUAACUCAACGUCGAAGUGAACGAUUGGAUCAUGCAUUAAAAAUGGCGCAGCAAUUUCAGGAUACAUGUCGAAGUUUAAUGGAUUAUUUUGCUGGCGCAGAACGUGUUAUUCAUCGUUUGGCUGCUUUACCCACCUUUGAUGAUGAUGGCGAACUGGAAAUUGAAACUGCUGGCACUAACAAUCCACCAACUAAUUUAACAGAUGCAAUUACAGCUCAUCGACAAACACAUUCUAAUUUAAUGAAUCAAGCUGAUCGAGUUGAAGCUGCUUUACAAUUAGGAAAUAAACUUUUAUCUCAAGCUCAUCCAGCAGCUGUGAAACGUUUACGUCAAUGGGUUAAUACUAUUCGUACACGAUGGGAGGAGUUAACUUCAUGGUCUGAACAACGUGGAGAUCGUUUGCAAGAAGCUUUAGAAGAACAGAAUAAACGUAAACUUCAACGUGAAGAACUCAUGCACUGGAUACAUGUAAAAAUGAGUGAAUUAAAAAGUAUUCCAACAUCAAUACCGAUAUCAUCAUUGUCAUCUUCAUCGACUAAUUUACAAUCAGCUAAGAGUAAACUAGACUCAAAUGAUUCAAAAUCAAUAGACUCCAAAGACUUAUUUUCCAUAACUCAAGAACGUAUUGCUAUAUCAACUAUAACUUCUUUAGCUCGCCAACCUAACGUUGUUGUCAAUAGUAAUAGUAGUAUAAAUAGUAAAGAUUUAAAACAACCUGAGAUUCUUAUUGAUUUUACAACAAUUUUAAAUGAAAUAACCGAUUCAAAAAUCAUUGAACAAUUACUCAAUCUACAUAGUCAUUUAGAAGAAGAAGUGAAACAAAAACAACCUAUUUAUGAAAAUAUUAUAAAACAUGCUAAACGACGUACACCAGUUAAAUCAUCUCAUAAUAUUAAUAUUAAUAAUAAUAAUCGCCGAAGUCGUUUACCAAUACGACCCAGUGGUAAUCUAUUCAACCGUUCUAUUAAUACAGCAAAUCAACAACAUAAUCCAUCUAUAUCAGUUUUCACUUCACCGAAUGUUAAUCAAUUAUAUUUAAAUUGGAGAGAAUUAUGGAUUGCAAUGUUAACACGUAAAUCCCAAUUAAAUGAACGUUUAGCUUAUUUAAAUGAAGUGGAGAAAAUGAAAGAUUUUCAUUUUGAAUCAUGGCGUCAACGUUAUGUUUCAUGGUUAAGUACAAAUAAAGCACGUGUUAUUGAUUUAUUUCAUCGUAAAGAUCGUGAUCGAGACGGUCGACUUACAAAAGCUGAAUUUAUUGAUGGUAUAAUAGAAAUGAAAUUCCAAACAAGUCGUGUUGAAAUGGAAACAGUUGCAGAUAUAUUCGAUGCUAAUGGAGAUGGAUAUAUUGAUUAUCGUGAAUGUUUAAAUGCACUAAGAGCUAAUUAUAGUAAUUUGGAUAGAACAUCAUCAUCGAAUACUAAUGGUGGUAGUUCAUUAAGUUUAAAUCGUUUCGGUCCAUCGGAUGAAGAAACUAUUAAUGAUGAAUUAAAACGUCAAGUUGGAUUGUGUACAUGUCAUAACACAUAUAAAAUUAAGAAAAUGGCAACGAAUAAAUAUCGGUUCGGUGACUCACAAAAAUUAUGUCUAGUUCGCAUCCUUCGUAGCGCUGUAAUGGUUCGUGUAGGUGGUGGUUGGGUGACACUGGACGAAUUUUUAGUUAAAAAUGAUCCAUGUCGAGCUCCCCAAUGGAAACCGAUCGGUGAUUUUAAUGAAGAUUUACACAGUUCAUCUGAUUGUGCAAUCGCACCAAUCACACCUAUAUUGACAACGCUUCAGCGUAAAUCCUCUUCCUUCGCCCAUCGUCUACGAUCAUCACCAACAUCACAAUAUAGUACAACGUCAGCCAGUUCAUAUGCAUCAUUACCUACAUCAAAUCAUGAUUUGAAUGUAGUUAAAAAUAACGAUGAAAAUGAUAAUACUAUCACUGAUAACACUAAUGCUAAUAGUAAUAAUAUUAAGUAUCGUCAUGAUCGACAGGCGACAAUACCAUCUCGUCAUUCUGCUGCUUCAUUAUCUCAACCUCAUAGAAAUAGUAUGUAUGGUGAAACAAUUUAUGAAAAAAGUGUAGAUGAUAAUUUACAUCAAAGGCGUGCUUCAGCAAUUUGUAUACCUUCCAUAAGUAACACAACACCAACAUUUUCCAAAGAAUUCAAUAGCAAACAAUCUGGUGUCAUUCAAUCUGAGUAUUUACCUCAAAUAAGUAAAACAAUGUCUAAAUCUCAACUUUCUACAUCUUCACCUAGAAAUGAUUCAUUACCAACUGAUCCUAAUUUAAUUCAAUCCAAUACGAAAACAAAUAAAGAUUCUGUAACUAUGCCCGGUUCAACUUGUAAUAAUUCACGUAUAGAUAUGUUAUCAAAAUCUAAAAUUUCUUUAUUACAAACUAAUUUAAACACUAACAAUUCAACCUAUCAACAAUCGACAGAAUUAAUUGACGUUACCGCGGAUGCUGACACCAGAAAUAAUAAUAAUAAUAAUAAUAAUAAUAAUAAUAAUAAUAAUAAUAAUAAUAAUAAUAAUAGUAAUAAUAAUAAUAAUAGAUCUAUGUGAAAAACUGUUUAUUAGUUGUUUAUUUUAAUUCAACUAAAUGUGUAUAUCAAAAUUCACCUUAACCACUUAAAAAUGGUUACUUUCGUUAAUUUAUUUUCGAAUUUGUUUUCUUUUAUUUCAUCACAUUAUCAUUUAUUUUAUUGGAAGUAGAGUUUAUUAUUUAUUGUGUGUUGUAUUAUUCUUUUUUUUUCUUUUUUUCUUCCUUUUUUUAUUUAUUUUGCUUUACACAUCACAGAUUUGAAGAGAAAAUCUACUUACUUAUUGUAUAAAUAAAUAAGAAUAUUAGAUAUGUGCACUUGAAAAAUUGUCUUUAUGCAACAAACGCCCUUUUUUUUCUUCAUAUAAUUUUAUUAAAUAUCUAAAAGUUCACUUCAAUUUCUUCUUUUACACUCUUUGUUCCGAAUGACGUAGCAACAACAAUAACAACAACAAUUGCAAAAACAUUUACAUAUCGUUUUUUAAAAAAAAAGUGUCUACAAAAGUGAUUUCUAGAUUUUAUGUAUUUUAUUAUUGGGAAUGGGUUAAUUAUUUAAUCAAUUGAAUGAAUAGGUCAAAGAGGCGGUAUGCGGUGAAUGGGCAGUGGUUAGAUCAAUCAAACAGCAUUGUUGUCAUAUUUGUCUUUAUCAAUUUUAAUGUUAUAUUAAUUAACAUACAGCUGCCAUUAUUUUUGUGCUAAUAACUUUCAUUGUAUCUACUUACAAAUUCAAGUUAAUUUUUGUUAUUUCAUUUGUUCUUAUGAAUAUUUUAUCUUGUGCUCUUUUAUUUAUCUCUUUUUAUUUGUGUGAUGAACUAUUUAGUUAUUCUGUAUUUCUCAUUAUCUUUAUGUGUUUUCCGAGAUUCCUUCAUACGCUUGUAUCAUUCAAUUUCUGUUGUAAAAAAAGUUCUCUUAUUGUUAUUACUCAUUGUCAGUUUAUAUGGAAAUAGAAAUACAUCUAUAUUAAUGA